AUGACCAGACACAUGAGAACACAUACUGGAGAGAAACCUUUUACUUGCUCUGUUUGUAAGAAGAGUUUCUCCAGAAAAGUUGACAUGACCACACACAUGAGAACACACACUGGAGAAAAACUUUUUCCGUGCUCAGUGUGUCCCAAAAAAUUAUCCAUAAAUGAGCAAAUGAAAAGACACAUGAGAACACACACUGGAGAGAAGCCUUUUACUUGCUCUGUUUGUAAGAAGAGUUUCUCCACAAAGCCUGAAAUGUCCAUGCACAUGAGAACACAUACUGGAGAGACACCUUUUACUUGCUCUGUUUGUAAGAAGAGUUUCUCCAGAAAGCGUAACAUGACCACACACAUGAGAACACACACUGGAGAGACACCUUUUACUUGCUCUGUGUGUAAGAAGAAUUUCUCCAGAAAGCUCACCAUGACCACACACAUGAGAAUACAUACUGGAGAGAAACCUUUCACUUGCUCUGUUUGUAAGAACAGUUUCUCCAGAAAGCUUGACAUGACCACGCACAUGAGAACGCAUACUGUAGAGAAACCUUUUACUUGCUCUGUUUGUAAGAAGAGUUUCUCCAGAAAACAAUACAUCACCACACACAUGAGAACACACACUGGAGAGAAACCAUUUAGUUGCACUGUGUGUGAUAAAACAUUUAGGUUUAAGUAUCAGGUCAGUAAACACAAGUGUGUAACAGUCACGGAAGCUGCAGGGAUUUAAAAACACUUGAACAGUGAUUGUGCUAAAAGUAUUCUAAAAACACAACAUGUUUAAUAUGAAUGUAUAUUUGUUGUUGUACAUGUAGAUGCUUCUCAUCUUUUACUGUUAUAUGUUGUCCUGUACUUUUUAAGUUGUGUGCAUAUAUUGAAUAUUAUACAAGUAGCUACUAUUGUAUUCUAUUUUCUCAUUGCUGAAGAGAGGACAUCAUAUUAUUUUCAUUUGUUGUUUUCCACAAAUU
Nerophis ophidion (straightnose pipefish) is the source of this 958-nucleotide messenger RNA. Its product is annotated as gastrula zinc finger protein xLCGF3.1-like. The coding region runs from base 1 to 720 and encodes 239 amino acids. Gene Ontology annotation, molecular function: DNA-binding transcription factor activity, RNA polymerase II-specific; RNA polymerase II cis-regulatory region sequence-specific DNA binding. Lineage: Eukaryota; Metazoa; Chordata; Actinopteri; Syngnathiformes; Syngnathidae. Gene Ontology annotation, cellular component: nucleus. Gene Ontology annotation, biological process: regulation of transcription by RNA polymerase II. The transcript has a single exon. The record is from RefSeq and is a predicted model, not a curated record.